UGGCGAUCUUCAAGAAAUGGAAACGAUCCGAAAAAAUGUCGAAGGAAGUUGGGAGCUUGCUCCGAAGUACGUCCGGAAGAUAUUAAACAUUGAAUGUAGUGAUAAGCAAACAAAUCACUCGUAUAAGGAAUAUGUGCAAAUAAAACACAGCAACUUCUCUGAAUGUAACUGGAGGAGGUUAUGUCCGAACUGGCGAUACCGUGAGUUGUUCCAGGACAAAACCUCUCCCGAUGAUAUGGAUACAACGGAACUCUUUGCUCUGUUCUUUGCACUCUUCCAAACAAAAUACGAAGAAAGUGAGUGCAAAGAACUGAAAACUAAAUUGGAGGCCGUCAAAGACAUAAGAAAUGAAAUAGCGCAUGAGCACAGCGCAAUUAGAAAUCCGUCAAAACUUCCAGAACUGCACAAUACGUUGCUGGAACUCAUUCAAGUGGCAGGAAAAUUUUACAAACUCUCAAGGCGUGAGGUAAAGGCGCUGGAAUUUGAGUUGCGAAGCGACAUAAGCAGGGGAUUCUCUCCUAGUGACAUGGAACAGACUUAUUUCUCGCACUGCCUUUGUAACGAAGGAAAAGAAAACGUCAGACUUAUCUUACAAAAUUUCACCAACGAUUUAAGCUGCGGCGUAGGUCAUCUCAAACUGUCGGCUGACUUUUACCCACUCAAACUAACGCUACCUCAUGAAGAUGACAAGAAAUAUCCUUACACGGAAGUAUUCGAAUCUGUAACUAAAGUCGUUGUUGUGUCCGGUGUUGCAGCGGCUGGCAAGACGACGCUACUCAAGAACCUAAUCAAACAGUUCUUUGGAUUGCAGUGCGAAGUGCCGGACUACCUACAGAGUUUCGACAUUCUUGUUUUCAUCGAGUGCAGGGAUGACACUAAAAACAAAUUGCAUCAAGUUUUUCGCGAGCACUUCGGGAAUGUUUACUCAAAAAUAGACAAAGAAAAUGUUAUGCAAACUCUCUCGUAUCUUCGCGUCCUGUUCUUGGUCGACGCAUUUGACGAGGCCAACGGAAAUUCUAUGGCGGUGUUGCGAGAAUUGUUUCAAAAGACGUGGCACUCCGAAUCACGCAUUAUUAUCACGACUCGUCCAAAAGCAAUCGAAGAACUCGAGCAGUUCAUUCGCCAAAGUAGCUUUACUCAUUUCAGUAUCACUCCUCUCUCAGAGCUGGCAGAGCAGUUGGAGUUUAUCCGAGGAUGUAAACAAAAUCUGACCAAUGACCCAUCUUCCUGUGCAGCGAUGCAGGAUCGAUUCUCCAAACUGAACCCUGAAGUUAGAAAUUUGAUAACGCUGCCCAUUUCUCUACUUCAAUUCUGCACCAUUUUUUUGACUUCUCCGAAAAUGAUAGACAAUUGGAACAGCGCAAAAGACUUGUCAAGGGACACGUUGAUGCUAUACAAGACUGUAAUUGAAAGAAAAUUGUGCGACUUGCACGUCCCCGAUAGAUCAGUUCUGAUCAACAAGAUUUUCAAGGUAAUCGGCAAGUCCGCUUUGAAGUAUCUUUCCAUGGACAAGAUGGCCUUCUCCAAGGACGAGUUUUUGCUGUUUGAGCGAGAAUGCCACGACCAAAUGACCGCACACAAUGCCGCCAUGGCAAUUGACUCGAAAGUUUUCCUCUCACUGAUUUUUACCGUCAAAAGAAAUUUUCCUGGAACCACUGGUGCCACGUACUCUUUCAAUCAUAAAUCAAUACAGGAAAAAUUCGCUGCACUCUUUGUUAUCGAAGAAUUGGAGAACGACAAAUCUCUCCAUGAAAUACUAGGCACAUCACAGGCGAUAAAGACGAGCUUCCUGGAUGUAUUGCCGUACGUCAUGCAGGACCUAAGCAGCAGUCCAUUGCUGUUCAAACGCCACUGGCCUGAACUGAGGGAAGUCAUUACCGAAACUGGGCUCUACAGUUGCGAUGACUGGCAAAACUUGCUGCUCCAGGGUCCUGGCCUCAUCGAGCUGGCGAAACACGUGGCCAAGAUCACGAUCACAGCGACAGAUGAAUGGACCGUUCGCUCCGUUUGCAGUUUGGUAGCAGUUUCACUAAUGUUGCCCCACGAGCAACCUCGUCUCAUCAACAUCAAAUUGCCGCCUGCUGAGCUGGCCGCUGCUGACUCUAGCUGGUCUGGAUUGACUAGCCUAUACCGAGGACAACUUGAGCUGCACCUCGAGGAUAGUUCCGUCGCGACACGAGCACCAUGUGAAGAUCUGCUUGGCUGCCUAAAGGGUUCCAGGUGUCUGCUUACCGAGUUGGUGGGCAGUAUCAGCAGUGCUGCCAGCGUCUCCGCUGUGGCUUCUGUGUCCACGGCGGCCACUACUGAACUUUCCAUUUCACUCUCUGCCCCGCUCAACUUGAACGCUCUACAGGGCAAAUAUAAGAGUUUGGUGGCAAAAAUCCGUCCACUGGAAGAUUCUUGGGCUUCCGUGCUCCAGCCAACUCGGUUCUCGCUGCGUCCAGAGAAGCAAGACGAUGGUUUCGAGACACGUGAGCCCGAUGCUGCUGAGGGGCGUCUGCCUGCCUAUCCUCCGCCGCAACUCUGGGUACUUGACGCCAAGCCCGGCAGCCGCGAGACGAUCGCCAGGGCCAUUUGCACAAUCGCCCCGCACACCAGAAGACUUGGCAAAAUAAGACUGCCAAAAUGCGGGCUAGAGGAGGACGAGGUAUGGCAGCUGCUGCUGCAACUGCACAGCGACGGCAUCAGAAGCAUCGGAGGCGGGCAGACGCGCUUCACAAAGAACGGGGAAGGGCUCGUGGAGCUAUUUGUGGCAGACGACUUGCCGGACUUUUUCUGGACUGCGAGUGCCGUGCAGCAAGUCAUCGCUCAGCUACAGUCCCGGGACGCCGGGGACUUCGAGGCCCAGUGGCCGGAACUGAGGAGGGCGAUGGAGGAAGCGGGCGCCUCAGCGCGGCACUGGUGGGAGGUGCUGCUGAGCCGUCCUCACGAGCCCGCGCUCGCCGAGUUCGCUGCUCGAAUAACUCGGAAGGAAGACGAGCAGUUCAUUAUCCAGAGCAGACGGGACCUGGAAGCGGUUGCACUGAUGUUGCCUUACGCGGAAGACACGCUCGUCAAGGUGAAGGCUUCGUUGGAAGCUUUGAGAAGCCCAGCUUGGAAACAGGUUUUAAAGCAUCAUACCGGAGGAAUCCAUCUGAAAAUUCUGGACACGAGCCCUGAUUUUACACCAUGUGAUGAUGUUCUGCAGCCUCUAAUCUGCAGCAGUUCCGAGCUCAAAAGUUUCCAGGGGCACAUCAGGACGGAUGCAGGCAUCGCGGCGCUAGCUUCAGCGGCCGCGGCUUCAGCGUCCAUACACAUCAGGGUCGAGGCGCCGCUCAACCUCAGCGCACUGCACGGGAAAUACGCUGAACUGCGCGUUUGCACGCCCGUACUUGACACGGCUGUUGCAGCAGCGCCUCUACCUGCGCUGCCUCUUCCUGUGCUGCAGGUUCUCAGCCCCGGUGCUGGCACCUGGGAGGACGUGGCCAAGACGGUGCUGAUCUAUGCACCAAGAUGCAAGAAGUUUUUGGGAAUUGAACUUUGCCAGUCCGCGCUAAGCGAGGAGGAGGAGCGACUGCUGCUGAUGCUGCUACACGAGAGGAACAUCAGGACGAACGAUGCAGGCGCCACUCGCACCGAGCCCCAUGGGGCACACAAAAGGCGACUCCGCCUCUGCGAAGAUCCUCCCGCAACCUACUCACCAUGACACACACCCAAUGAACGGGAGUGUGCGAAGUAGUUGGGGCUCAAGCCUGCCUGCCUUGCCAUGAGACAGUUCUCGGUUAUUAAUGAAAAAAAAUGUUGUCCACACAGCCAUGUAGUCACGAUUGUUCGUUCUUAUUUUGCUUGGAAUGGAAGAGGUCAAGGUACGAGAGUGAACUUUGUGAGGCGCGAGGUAAGAAGUAACGAACAUUCUGAUCCUAAGUACAACGAAUCGCGUUAUUACCAUAUUUUUGAGUUUUUCAACUGUUACCUAAAAUCAGAAAAAUUACAGCACGACAUUACAUUUUAAAAGAUGGGAGAGUAUGGAAGCAUUCAGAGAACGGUGUUAUUAUUUAUGUUGUCCUUGUAUUGGGCUAAUAUUAUCGCCUUCAAGUGUAACUAGUUAUUUAUGCGAACUUGGAUUGUUUUUAGUGCACGUUUA
This is a messenger RNA of Hyalella azteca, 4123 nucleotides long. RefSeq lists its product as uncharacterized. The coding region runs from base 17 to 3685 and encodes 1222 amino acids. The transcript is spliced from 13 exons. Lineage: Eukaryota; Metazoa; Arthropoda; Malacostraca; Amphipoda; Hyalellidae. The record is from RefSeq and is a predicted model, not a curated record.